This is a messenger RNA of Lonchura striata (white-rumped munia), 2654 nucleotides long. It is a transcript of the gene AMIGO3, whose product is annotated as adhesion molecule with Ig like domain 3. Gene Ontology annotation, cellular component: membrane. Lineage: Eukaryota; Metazoa; Chordata; Aves; Passeriformes; Estrildidae. Gene Ontology annotation, molecular function: protein binding. Gene Ontology annotation, biological process: brain development. The record is from RefSeq and is a predicted model, not a curated record.
GGCCCCCGGCAGCACAGGUACGAGGCAGCCUCGGUGAGCCGCGGCAGAGCCGGGCAGGGCGAUGCCGUCCUUUAGAUCUUUUCAAACCCCACGGCUGGAAUCGGGAUUCUCUUUCACGGGGUGCAAAGGGGCGUCUGUGAAUGCUUGGUAGAGCCAAGCCAGCAGUAAGGGAGAGACGAGAGACGGCGGCAGAUUUUUCCUCGCGUCUCAUCGAGCCUGGCUGUGCCGCCGGGCUGUACAGAGGUUCCUGCCCACCACAAUGUCCUCGCCGGUGACCGCGGAUUCGGUCUGGCCGCGGGUGGCAAAGCUGUUCCUGCUGCUGCUCCAGCUGUGCACGCCCCGAGCCUCCCCGCAGCCCCACCGCUGCCCCAACGCCUGCAUCUGCACCUCCGACCUGCUGAGCUGCAGCCAGCAGAUGCUGCAGCAGGUGCCCCAGGCACUGCCGCCCACCACCAGCACGCUGGACCUCAGCCACAAUGCCCUCACCCAGCUCCACGACCACUGGCUGGCCGUCCUCCCGCACCUCGAAGCCCUCCACAUCAGCCACAACCAGAUUCGGGACCUUUCUCCGAGGGCAUUUCACAAUGCCUCCUUCCUGCGGUACCUGGACAUGUCCUCCAACCACCUGCAAGCUGUGGAGAGGCACUACUUCGAGGCGCUGGUGAGCCUGGAGGAGCUGCUGCUCUAUGACAACCACAUCAAGCGGGUGGAUGAAAACGCCUUUGCCAAGCUGAGUGAUCUGCGGAAAGUCUACCUGAGCUGGAACAACCUGACCACCUUCCCCUUCCAUGCUGUGCAGGGGCUGGGAAUCCACAAGCUCCGCACGCUGGACCUCUCCUCCAACAGCCUGAGCAGCAUCCCCGUGGAGGUGCUGGCAGCUCUGCCCGAAAACAUCGUCAAUGGCUUGUACCUGCACAACAACCCCAUCAGGUGCAGCUGCCCGCUCUACCUGAUGCUUCAGCGCUGGAAUCAACGAGGUUUCAGCUCCGUGAAAGAUUUCUCUGAGGAACACACCUGCAAGGUAUCUGACAACGUGCCCCGGUCCCUGAUCAAGUUCCUCAAACACAGACACAUGUUUGAGAACUGCUCGGCGAGCACCGAAGAUGCGCACCUCUCGCACUUGGAGGUGGUGGUGGGUCAGCCCAUCCUGCUCACCUGUAACACCAGUAACACCAGCCUGCCGCACGCUGCCACCACCUACAUGUGGAUCACCCCUCACCACGAGCCCAUCAAACACCCAGGGAACAGCAAUCGCUCCCUGGAGCUCUAUCGCAACGGCAGCCUGAGGAUCGCCGCAGCCAAGCCCUGGCUCUCGGGGGUCUACGUAGGCUUGGCCAUGAACAGCCCCUACAACUUCAGCAGGAUGUGCGAGUUCAACAUGACCGUCCUCUACCCCAAGGCAGCUGGGGAGACCUUCAGCACUGGCCUCACGACCCUGCUGGGCUGCAUUGUGAGCCUGGUGCUGGUGAUCAUCUACUUGUACCUCACGCCGUGCCGCUGCCUGAGCUGCUGCAAGAAGCCGGCCCCGCUCAGCCCCCCGCAGGAGUGCAGCGCCCAGUCCUCCAUCCUCAGCACCACUCCCCCUGCCACCGAUGGGCCAAACCGCAAGGCCAGCGCCAACAAACACGUCGUCUUCCUCGAGCCCAUCAGGGAGACACAGAACGGCAAGAUCCGCCUGGCCCUCGGUGAGGACUUCCCCGACCCCAAGCACCCCAAGGUCCUGCAGCUCAAGUCGGACUCAGAGUCCAUCAGCUCUGUCUUUUCUGAUACCCCCAUUGUAUCUUAGUGGGACAGAGCUAGGAGGAGAGCUGAGGCCUCCUCCAUCGCUGCUAGACCAGGAUUACUGGGCAUCCCGAGUUCCUGGCUUGACCAUGACCCACAGGAGCGACUGACACCACCCACAACCGCUUCAGCCACGGGCUCCUGGUGGGUUUUGGGCUAUGGGCACAUUGGUGCCCAGCAAGAACGCCUUGCAUAAUCUGCUGACAACGGCUUGUUAGCACACGGGUAACGCUGAAGAACCCAGCAUGCUGGAGAAACACCCCUUCAUUUGGGCACCUAUCCUCCCUAAUGUGACACCAGGUCUGGGGGUCUGUCAUGUCCACAGACCCCCGCCCCAGGCCAAGGAAUAGUUGUGACAAGUGAGACACUGUUCUGGCUCAUGCCAGGGUCCUCAGGAAUGGUGAUGCCACUGUCCUCUCCCAGCACACACCGGUUGCCAUCAGCAUGUCAUGGCUGGGAGCAGGAGACUGGGACUCUGUCACAAACGGGGGGUACACACCCUCACACCCCCCCCCCCCAAACUGGCCAUGCAGGAGGGAUGGAGCUCAGCGUCUGACCAGCCACACAGCCAAGCAAACCUUACAAGCUUUUGCUUCCCGAGAAGCUGUAAAUCGUCAAGGCAGGAUUAGGUGAUGAGACACAGCGCCCCAGCCUGCAUUGCUCAGAGCUCGCCAUGCCACCAAGGACACUGAGGUCUCCGAUGCACCACGCGCUCCUUCGCUGCUUCUCCUUGAGGCGGACACGCGCUGCUCAAGCACAGCUAUUUAGGCAGUAACCUAAUCAGCCUAUCGAUAAAUGUGAGUAAUCCUCCCCUCUCCUGGGUCGUAAUUCUCUAGUUCCAUUGGAAUAAAAAUGCCUAUUUUUUAAGCUCA